This is a messenger RNA of Sardina pilchardus (European sardine), 1545 nucleotides long. Its product is annotated as tubulin alpha-8 chain-like. The transcript is spliced from 4 exons. Gene Ontology annotation, biological process: mitotic cell cycle; microtubule cytoskeleton organization. The record is from RefSeq and is a predicted model, not a curated record. The coding region runs from base 138 to 1487 and encodes 449 amino acids. Lineage: Eukaryota; Metazoa; Chordata; Actinopteri; Clupeiformes; Clupeidae. Gene Ontology annotation, cellular component: microtubule; cytoplasm. Gene Ontology annotation, molecular function: GTP binding; structural constituent of cytoskeleton.
GAUGUCUUUUUUUUACACAUUUCUUUAUUGAGCUUUUCUUAUAAGAGAUGCUUAAUGGAAGUAUUAAUUGAUUUUUUAGUGAAGGUGCAUUUGGAAGAGCCUGCAGUUUGGACAGUUUUUACAUUAUUGUUUGAAUAAUGAGGGAGUGCAUUUCUGUCCAUGUUGGCCAAGCUGGUGUGCAGAUUGGAAACUCGUGUUGGGAACUGUACUGCUUGGAACAUGGUAUCUGCCCAGAUGGAACUGCCGCUGAUAAUGGCAAAACUCUACUGGACUCCUCCUUUGGCACAUUUUUCAGUGAGACUGGUCCUGGAAAAUAUGUUCCUAGGUCAAUAUUUGUUGACUUGGAGCCAUCAGUUAUAGAUGAGAUCCGUAAUGGGUCCUAUCGUCAGCUUUACCAUCCGGAGCAGUUGAUUAGUGGUAAAGAAGAUGCAGCCAACAACUACGCUCGUGGUCACUACACCAUUGGAAAGGAAAUUGUGGAUCCGGUUCUGGACAGAAUUCGUAAAAUGACUGAUCAGUGCUCAGGUCUUCAGGGAUUCCUCAUCUUCCACAGCUUCGGAGGAGGCACUGGCUCUGGCUUCACCUCCCUGCUGAUGGAGCGUCUGUCUGUGGACUACGGCAAGAAGUCCAAGCUGGAGUUCUCGGUCUACCCUGCUCCCCAGGUGUCUACUGCUGUAGUGGAGCCCUACAACUCCAUCCUCACUACUCACACCACUCUAGAGCACUCUGACUGCGCCUUCAUGGUGGACAAUGAAGCCAUUUUUGAUAUUUGCAAGCGCAACCUUGACGUUGAGCGUCCCUCCUACACCAAUCUGAAUCGUCUUGUCGCCCAGAUUGUCUCGUCGAUAACGGCAUCUCUACGCUUUGAUGGGGCUCUGAAUGUGGAUCUCACGGAGUUCCAGACCAACCUUGUUCCCUACCCUCGCAUUCACUUCCCCCUGGUCACCUACUCUCCAAUAAUCUCUGCGGAAAAGGCUUACCACGAGCAGCUCUCCGUGCCAGAGAUCACAAAUGCUUGUUUUGAGCCAUCUAAUCAGAUGGUGAAGUGUGACCCAAGGCGUGGUAAGUACAUGGCCUGCUGUGUGUUGUACCGCGGAGAUGUGGUUCCCAAAGAUGUCAACGGCGCCAUCGCUGCCAUCAAAGCUCGCCGAAGCAUCCAGUUUGUGGACUGGUGCCCCACCGGCUUCAAGGUGGGCAUCAACUACCAGCCGCCAACGGUUGUGCCAGGUGGUGACUUGGCCAAGGUGCAGAGGGCUGUGUGUAUGCUGAGCAACACCACUGCCAUCGCCGAGGCCUGGGCUCGCCUGGACCAUAAGUUUGACCUGAUGUACGCCAAGCGGGCCUUUGUGCACUGGUAUGUGGGUGAGGGCAUGGAAGAGGGGGAGUUCAGUGAGGCCAGAGAAGACAUGGCUGCCUUGGAGAAGGACUAUGAGGAAGUUGGGGCAGACUCAGCUGAGGAUGAUGAAGAGGAGGAAGAAGAGUACUAAAGUGUAUAAGAUUAUGUAUUUGUGCGUCAGUUUAACUAAUAAAUGUUUGUAUUGCAAA